Molecule: messenger RNA, 1459 nt
Organism: Branchiostoma belcheri (Belcher's lancelet)
Lineage: Eukaryota; Metazoa; Chordata; Leptocardii; Amphioxiformes; Branchiostomatidae
Product: protein suppressor of hairy wing-like
Exons: 2
Coding region: 356-1180 (274 amino acids)
Source: RefSeq, a predicted model, not a curated record
UCUAGCGAUAUCAUUUUGUAUAUCGCAACAAUUUAUUGGACAUCAGGACCUCGCGCAAAGAAAUCUGGGAAGAAAUGACGUCAUCUCUUGCUGUAGUGCCGGGAAUCUCGAAAUCGAGCAGUUGGUGAACAACAACGAACAACAGUCUGAAAACUCUGAGGUGCCGCCUCUGCCGAGUGAAUGACCCCACCCUCCACCCCCUCCCCCGUCAGAUGACUCAGAACAUUUAGAGGACGUGAAAUUGCGGGAAAACACUGGCUCGUCACUUCAUACGUCAUCCCCGGACUUGCAACUUUCCAUCCGCCUCAGCUGCAGUUCUUCAGACAAACCUAGUGACACAGGAGGGCAGGUAAACAUGGACCAGACAGUCAGGCUGAAGUGUGGGUGCUGCGAUUAUCGCUGUUUCCUCCCGGAAAGAUUAAAGAAACACUGGAGGAAAUACCACAGACCUGUACUCACUUGUGAGAUAUGCAGUUAUAAAUGCCUCCAACCCAAAACGAUGCGAAAACACUUGAAAACACACCCAGACUUGAAGAAAAAGAUGUCAAGCACUGCACUAGCCGCAUGGCAAACAUACACUGAACCGAUAUUUACCUGUGAGCUCUGUAAACAUCAGUGUAAAUCGUAUGAUCUUUUACUGAAACAUAUGAAGCAGCAUAAUCGAAAGUAUAAAGGAUACUCUCCUGAUGGAAUCAGGUCAGUCCUGUGCUGUGACAGCUGUGAUUAUGAGUGCGUCAAUCCCAAGACAAUGAGAAGGCAUAUCAAAAAUCAUACAAACAGAAAGUCAAACAAUACACAGUCCAGUGGUGACCAUGAGAACAUUGAUUCCCAGUCAUCGCAAAAAAGCACCAAGAAACAUGCAGAUGGAAUCAUCGUAGAUGAUAACCCUGGGUCUACUGAAAGUUUCAAGUCUUCAAGUUGUCUCAGUAUCUACAACAAGGAUCACACGAUGGAUUACGAGGAGGAAGAGCACAGAACUCAGCCUGGCCUAGCAUCAGUUGAGUUUGAAAGUCAAACCAAUAAGGCUAAGACAUUUAGUGGGACUGAAGUAGUAUCAAGGGACAAUAUGCCUUACUGUACAAUUUAUUGGAGCUACGGUGGCUGCAGCAGUUCUAACACUGGACACUUGGUGGAGCUUCAUGUUGGUAAUAAUGUUGUAACAUCAGAUGACUUACUAUGAAAACUGAGGAGCAGUACACAGUGGAGCCACAUUCAAGCAAAAUGCCUUAUUUGAACAAUAAUUUGCCUCUUUUCUGAACAGGCAUAUGUAUGAAAAAUAUGCCUCUUAUCUUCAGUUAAUGAUUCAAAUUGUAUUAGAUGGUUGAAAUACAUGUAUCCUCUAAAGGUUAUAAGUAAUGAAUAUGUGGCAAAGCAGUUUUAUUAACAAAAUAGAUCUUUGCUUCGUUGAACCACUGUCAUAUUUUGUUUGCCUUUGGAAGAGUUGCAAUAACAUUGAGUU